AUGCCAUACUCUGUUUGCAUUGCGCAAUCAAAAAUUUUAAAUUAUCCACAAUUAUCAAUAAUUGUGGGUGGAGGUGCUAACUUGGGUCUCGAUCAGUGUUCCAAUCCCGCUUCACGCUUCGUGAUCGUGGCAGAAGGAUUACCAUAUCCGGAUAUUGCGUGUCGAAUGGGUUCAUCGAGAAUGAUCGCAUUUCAUAUUGUUUCCCGGCGGUCGCUUCCAAAAAUAUUUCUAUUGUUGUCGUUCGAACAUCUCGCGGUAAUCAACGCGUUCGGUACACCGCCACCACCGAACAAGGUAAAAAUGCACAAUGUCAUUCAUUCUCUGGUGGAUCAUCUGUGUUCACCGCAUGAGCAUACAUUUUCAGGUCCCGUGAACUUUACACGCAGCAGAGAUACCAGGUACUUGCACGAUGGACAUCUCACGGAAAAUAAAUUGAGUAUAAUAAAGGAAAUAGUUUGGUGGAGAAACAGGUUUGUCGACUUUUCCGGAAGGUCAUCAAAUGUCGGAUGA
This is a messenger RNA of Acaulospora morrowiae, 510 nucleotides long. The record is from the annotation of a GenBank genome assembly. NCBI's taxonomy places the organism in Eukaryota, Fungi, Glomeromycota, Glomeromycetes, Diversisporales, Acaulosporaceae.